Saccostrea cuccullata (small rock oyster) is the source of this 1880-nucleotide messenger RNA. RefSeq names its product integrin-linked kinase-associated serine/threonine phosphatase 2C-like. Gene Ontology annotation, molecular function: cation binding; protein serine/threonine phosphatase activity. Gene Ontology annotation, biological process: protein dephosphorylation. The coding region runs from base 20 to 1078 and encodes 352 amino acids. Lineage: Eukaryota; Metazoa; Mollusca; Bivalvia; Ostreida; Ostreidae. The record is from RefSeq and is a predicted model, not a curated record. The transcript is spliced from 10 exons.
UCAGCCUGGUGCAGUAAAGAUGGAUUUGUUUGGUGAUUUGCCUGAACCAGGCAUUAGUGAAGCUCCUGUAAAACUCUGUGAAGACAAUCCAGACAGAGACAAAUCCAAUACUGCAUUAGAUUCUAUGAAUACAGUGAGUGUAAACAAUUGUAAAAGAAAAGCUGAAGAAAAAAAUGAAGACAAACCAGCAAAACAAAAAACAUCAGUAAAAUACAAAUUGUCUCCCUUCUUUGCUGAACGACAAGGUGAAAGAGACGAGAUGCAGGAUGAACAUGUAUUAUUACAAGACGUAACACAGCAGAUUCCGAACCUCCAUCCAUCUGUGUACAGAGUUGCCUUUUUUGCAGUCUUUGAUGGACAUGGAGGAGCACGGGCUUCUAGGUUUGCAUCCAAGAAUUUGCAUAAAUUUCUUCUGGAUAGGUUUCCAAAGGGUGAAGUUUCACAAGUAGAAAAAGAUAUGAAGAAAACCAUGGUGGAAGCCUUUAAGAAGACAGAUGAUGAGUUUUUAAAAGAAGCAAGUAAAAUGAAGCCAGCUUGGAAAGAUGGAACAACAGCCACAGUUAUAGUUGUGGUCAAUGAUACAGCAUUUAUAGCUUGGCUAGGUGAUAGUCAGGCAGUUUUAUGCAGAUGUAAGGAAGACAACUCUGAUGUACCCAUCCCCCUGUCAACAGAGCACAGUCCCUCAGUUUAUGAGGAGAGAAUCAGGAUUCAGAAAGCAGGAGGCCAUGUCAAGGAUGGUCGGGUUUUGGGAGUAUUAGAAGUAUCACGCUCCAUUGGAGAUGGUCAGUAUAAAAAGCUUGGAGUGUCAUGUUUACCUGAUGUCAAGAAAUGUCAACUGACUGACCAAGACAGAUAUAUUGUGCUGGCAUGUGAUGGACUUUGGAAAUGCUUUUCCUUCAAAGAAUGUAUCAACUUCACAAACAAAAUUUUAGAGGAUGAGACUCUACAAGAGACUGAUGGUAAGACGGUGAGAGAAGUUCGCUGUCAGACGGCCUGUCAGAAACUAGCUAAUGAAGCAGUACUUCGACUGAGUGCUGACAACGUGACAGUGGUAUUAAUAUCUAUUGCCAAAACAUGAUAGAUGUAAAUAACACAGACUUCAAGAAUCGCAGCUAUUUACAUUAUUUUUUUAAGUGGAGAUUGACAAUAGAAUGAGAUCUGAUUAAUUUGAAUGAAUUGAUAUUUGCUUUGGAAAGUUGAAUGGUAUAAAAACAAAUUAUUUACAUUUAAUAUUUACAUUUGUACUUGCAAUUUGGUUCACAUAGAUGAAGGCUAUUCACCGAAUAAUAGAACCAUGAUAUAUCUUUCCAGUUUGAAUGAAUGAAUUGUUGCUUUGGAAAGUUGAAUGUUAUAAAUUAUCUGAGAAAAGUACACGUAUUUGCUGAGUUUCACGUAAAAUGCCUUUGGGGAAAAUUCAGUUAGCAAUGAUAUAUCCUAGAAUGUAACAAGAAUUUACUUUGCUUCCUUUAUCCCUUCUGAACCAUUUAAUUUUUGAUAGUACUGUAAUGAUCAACUGAAUAAGUUAAAAGAUGGUGAUUUUAAACCAAACAAGUUAUAUGUUAUAGUCGUUUAUAUACAAAGUAAAAUAAAAUGCUGUUGUUGAUGCCAAGAGAGGAAAGAACAGUUAGAAUUAAUCUAGAACUCGAUAGGAGCAAGAUUUUACUUUAAGAUUUUGGAGGAUUUAAACUGUACAAUUCCUUGGAAUCAUCCCUGGAAUUUAAUAUCGGUGUUUAAAUUGCUAUGAUGUACUUGUAGUAUGAAACAUGUACAUCUUAUGUCAUGCAUAUUUUUUAAAAUGUAUUAUAAAACAGAUUUUGUAUUAAUUACUUGAAUGCAGAUUGUGUUUUCUUUAAUUGCUAUUGAUAAUAAAAAAUGACAGA